AUGGCCGCCCGCCGCCUUUCCCGGCCGCUUUGGCGCCUGAGAUCAAUCUCCUCUUCGCUGCCCAACCCUGGACGCAACGAUCAACAUCGGGUUGCGUUAAUGGCCACCGCCGCGGGGACUGCUGGUGCCCCAAAGACGGCCCAAAGCGGCUCCCAAGAAAAGCCGGGGGGGGCCGAGCGGUCGACGCACGACGUGCCCCGAGGUCACCACCGGUCGGACUUGAGCGACACGUCGUGCCACAUCGGCCUGAUGCGGAUGCGGGACCUGACGCUUCGCCAGGACAUCCGCCUGCUCGCGGGAGGCGCGUCGACCACCAUCGGCGACGCGCUGAAGGGCCACAAGGUCUUGUUGGUGGGCCUACCAGGGGGCAAGGUCUGCGCAGAGAAACAUGUUCCGGAAUAUCUCCACAGGGCAAGCGAGCUUGUACCUGCAGUUUUCGACAAAAUCGUGUGCAUCAUGCCGGAGGCUUGCGGAGAUCUGAAGCCCAUUGUAGCCGAGGCAGCGAAAUCAGAGGUAGCAGUAGUGGAAGACCAGAGUGGAGCCUUCGCUCGCAUGAUGGGACUAGAGCGCACCGGCGGUGGUGCGAAGUCGCAACGCUUUGCUGCUAUCGUUGAGGAUGGGAUCCUCUUGGGAUUGAGAGUUGAAAAGGCCCCCGGUGAAGUGAAGGCCACCACCGUGGACAACAUGCUCGCCUUGUGGAGCCAAAUAACCAAAAACCGAUGA
This is a messenger RNA of Ostreobium quekettii, 723 nucleotides long. The record is from the annotation of a GenBank genome assembly. NCBI's taxonomy places the organism in Eukaryota, Viridiplantae, Chlorophyta, Ulvophyceae, Bryopsidales, Ostreobiaceae.